UAGGAAGCGUUGCACGGUAAACUCGUCCGGCUCAGACAGGACUUUUGAGUUGCCGUCCCAUAUGAAAGGUGACAAAGGUCAUGGCAAAGGCUGGUCGGGUUGGAAAGGCUCCCAGGGCGGCAGCAAAGGUGGCAAAGGUAAGGGCCGAGUUCAUCGCUUGAACCUUCCAACGGCGAACGCCCCUGAGAUCGUGGCGGGCACCUCGUAUUGCUAUGCAGCCAAGCAUUCGUACAUUGACGUCCUGACGCCUGCAUGGCAUUGCCGUCCCCUGGUGCCGCACUUGCCAAAGGUGGAUCUGCGUUUUGAAGCUCUGCGAGAGCUGCAGACCUCCUCGGGAGGUUUCGAAGUGUCUCCCCUGUUGCUGGGCCGCCUGGGCGCGACCGAACAGGAGCCGGUGCUGAACUUGGCCAAGGACCUCAAGGGCCGAGACCUUGAAGUGCUCGGCGCUCGGCUGGUGCUGAAGGCGGCGGAGUUUUACAACGUACCAGACACGCCUCAGACCGAGGCAAUGUGUUUGCGUUGUAAAAAGUUGAUAGAAGUUGCAUCCAAAGACACAGAUGGAUUGGAUGCAAGCAGGAAGGACAAUAAAGCCUUGAAGAGAGAAAGGCCGAACGAUGACAUUGAGAAGCUUCUGGAUAUCACCUUUGGCAUCGUUCGAGGCUUGUGGUCUUUUUUUGAGUUAUGGGAGCGGCUGUUGCCAUCCAAGAUCCUCCAGCCUUUCAAGGAUGUUGGUGGCAUCCUGUGCACUCGGUUCUUCUUGGUGGACCUGGCGGCCGCACCUUGGUCACCCUAUGAGAUCGACAAGAGCUAUCCCCUCUUUCGGUCCGGCAAACAUAUCUACAUGGGACAGGUACCUCGAUCAGGAGUUGAAGAUCGGAUGCGCCAAGGGCAUGAAUUGGAAGCUGCUUGGGUCAAGAACUCCGAAGUGGAAGAGGAGAAGCUCCUCAUGGCGUUGCAGCUACCCAAGGGUCGUCAGGUUCUCUUUGCCGCUGCGCCGGAUGCCUUGGAUCCGGCGAUGGCGGAAUGUUUGGCACCGCUGGAGACGGAAGCGAACUUUGUGGGGGCCGGAUAUGAGGAAGCAGAGGCUUUUCCGCAUCCCACGGAGCCCACGACAUGUCGCAUUUGGAGGAGCCAGAACAUCGGCCUUGACGCACCGUUAUCGGCAUACAUUGAAAUCAAAAAGACCACGCAUCUGAAUGGAUUGAAUGGUGCCAACAAGCUCCUGAAUUACUGGCUUCAGGCAGCUCUAAUGAAAGCUGGGGCUGUUUGCGUGGCCUUUGCCGACGAUGCAACAGGAGUGGUCUCUCAUGGGCAGAAAUUUUCACUUCGACAGUUGGAGGUAGAGAUUCAGGAGCGGUUUCAAGACCCAGACAUCCUUUCCAAGGUUUGGGCAUCCUUAUUACAUUCCUUGGACCUUAUCAGUGGCACCAUGCAGGGAAGAUCCCAGCUGCAGCUGCAGAAGCAUCGCGGCUUUGGAGAACGGCUGCGCGAGGAACUCACGGAGGGAUGGGGUGAGAUGACGGAGACCAUGGAGGCACAUCCCUUUGAGCCGCGCGCACGGCAGCUCUUCGCCUCGUGACGAAAA
This is a messenger RNA of Cladocopium goreaui, 1585 nucleotides long. Lineage: Eukaryota; Dinophyceae; Suessiales; Symbiodiniaceae. The record is from the annotation of a GenBank genome assembly.